Spinacia oleracea (spinach) is the source of this 1692-nucleotide messenger RNA. RefSeq names its product two-pore potassium channel 1. Gene Ontology annotation, cellular component: plasma membrane; plant-type vacuole membrane. Gene Ontology annotation, molecular function: potassium ion leak channel activity; outward rectifier potassium channel activity. Lineage: Eukaryota; Viridiplantae; Streptophyta; Magnoliopsida; Caryophyllales; Amaranthaceae. The record is from RefSeq and is a predicted model, not a curated record. Bases 475 to 1578 code for a protein of 367 amino acids. The transcript is spliced from 4 exons. Gene Ontology annotation, biological process: stabilization of membrane potential; potassium ion transmembrane transport.
UAUUUCUGCAAUGAAAAGAGCGGCCCACGAACCCCAAUCGGGCAAUCGGCCACUCCCCGGUUUAUCCUAAUCCUGGCCUCUUUUAACACUUGGCUCACUAUUUGGAUUGUCGAUUUCUCGUUUCUUCCAAUUGACCAUAUCGCUUAUCUUCCCUGUCAUUUUCUCUGUCUCUCUCCACUACAUAGCCAAAAUCGUAAUAAUUUCAAAUUUUUGAUCUUCAUUUUGGACAUUAGCCUAAUUUCAAAACUGUUUGUCACAGUGUCAAAAUAAUAUGGAAAGCAAAGUGAACAGUUAGCUCCUGAGAAGUUUAUACUCAUGUUGAAUUGAAUGACAAGGCAUUAAUGAAGGAAGGAAACUUCCAAACGGAGUAACAAAUGGUCUUUUGGAGGGGUCUGAUCGAAUUCCUAAAUGAAAUUAAAAAGUUUGCUGACUUAAGGAGAAUAUUUAGGCAAUAGCUGGAAAUAAUUGUUGGUAAUGUGGCAUAGUCUGAUGGCCAGUAACGACUUAAAAGAGUCCCUAAUAUCGCAAUCCUUCCAUGGAAAGGAAUCAAAGAAUGCAGUCAAGAGGAGGAGGUUUCGCCGGGUAAAGAGUGCACCUCUCAAUGAGCUCACCCUUGGAGAAAUAGAUGGCAGUAUUGCUUCAACUAGAAGAUGUGAAUCCCAAUUUGAGAGUCUGCAUCCUAGUUUGACGGGAGUAGCUAUAUAUUUGUUCAUUUACCUGGUUAUUGGUGGUAUUUGCUUUUACUUAGUCAGACAUCAAAUCAAUGGUUUAAAGACAAAUGGCAUAGUUGAUGCUCUUUAUCUCUGUAUUGUCACCAUGACUACAGUUGGGUAUGGGGACCUGGUGCCACAGAGUGUUCUUGGAAAGCUCUUUGCUUGUGCCUUUGUCUUCAUAGGAAUGGCUUUGGUGGGAUUGGUUCUUAGUAAAGGAGCAGAUUACCUUGUUGAGAAGCAGGAGGCGUUGUUGGUUAGAGCUUUGCAUAUGAGACAAAAACUCAGUCCAGGCGACAUAAUGAAGGAAAUUGAAACAAACAAAUCUAGAUACAAGUUCAUCUUGGCAUUAGUAUUUCUAUUGAUACUCGUCAUGACUGGAACAAUCUUCUUGACAUGUGUUGAGAAGUUGGAUAUCAUAGAUGCAUUUUACUGUGUUUGCUGUACCAUUACUACGCUAGGUUAUGGUGAUCGCAGUUUCUCGACAGAAGGAGGUCGUUUAUUUGCAGUUGUAUGGAUUCUGAUGAGCACAAUAUGCUUAGCUCAGUUUUUCCUCUAUCUUACUGAAAUAAAUACUGAAAAGAGACAAAAGCACCUUGUCCACUGUGUUCUUACUCGACAUAUGACCAAUGUGGAUCUUGAGGCAGCUGAUAUCGAUGAAGAUGGAGUUGUUGGUGCUGCUGAAUUUGUUCUAUAUAAGCUCAAAGAGUUGGGAAAAAUUACUCAGGAUGAUAUAUCUCUUAUGAUGGAAGAAUUUGAAGAAUUGGAUGUUGAUCAGUCAGGAACUUUAUCAGUGUCUGAUUUAGCACUAGCUCAAUCAUCUCCACAAGCAAAAGAUUUGACUUCUGAUCAGGGGAGACCUUGUUGACAAGUCAUUUCUGAAAAUAUCCAAGACUUUGAUUUUUCUAUAAUUCUAUAUAUCUGUGAAUAUUCAAGAACACAUUAACUGUGUUAUAAGUGGUUCGAUCUCUGGUUUCACUUA